AUGGAUUCUUUUCUAAAAACCGGAAAAAUCAACCAAGAUCAACAAUCAACUAGCAGUGGUCUCAAGAGUAAAGAUGGAUCACGAGGAAUUUCUAAUAGCACCACACCUUGGGUGGAGAAAUAUCGACCUCGUACAGUUGAUGAGGUAUCUGAGCAGUCAGAGAUUGUGGCUGUACUAAAACAAUGUUUAGAACAAGGUGCCGAUAUGCCUCACUUAUUGUUUUAUGGACCACCUGGAACUGGUAAAACUAGUACCAUAAUUGCAGCUGCCCGCCAGCUAUUUGGAGAUAUGUACAAAAACCGAAUGCUUGAACUUAAUGCAUCUGAUGAUCGUGGUAUUCAAGUUAUUCGAGAUAAAGUUAAAACUUUUGCACAGCUUACAGCUUCUGACCGAAGACCAGAUGGUAAACCUUGUCCGCCAUUUAAAAUUGUUGUGUUAGACGAAGCUGACUCAAUGACAGCACCUGCUCAAGCAGCGCUUAGGCGUACCAUUGAACGAGAGACAAAGACUACUAGAUUUUGCCUUAUUUGCAAUUAUGUGAGUUGCAUUAUUGACCCAUUGACAUCUCGUUGCUCCAAAUUCAGAUUCAAACCUUUAUCGCAUGACAUAAUGCUAACUCGUCUUGAGCACAUAUGUAAUGAAGAAGGAGUAAAAUGUGCACCACGGGUGCUGGCACGAUUGGUUGAUGCUUCCGGUGGAGAUAUGCGUAGGGCAAUUACAUCACUCCAAAGCACAGCUAGAUUGAAAGGAGAAGAUGGUAUUGAAGAAGUAGAUGUUCUAGAAGUGGUUGGCACUGUUCCAGACGUCUGGUUAGAUCGUAUGAUAGAUAUGGGUCGCAUGUACGACUAUCAAAAAAUGGAUGGUUUUGUGGAAGAUCUAAUAUUUGAGGCAUAUUCAGCAUCUCAGAUUUUAGAGCAAUUGCAUGAUAAAAUAGUGUUUUCAACAGAUUUAAAAGACAAUCAGAAGGCAAUAAUUUGUAAAUCUAUAAGUAUUUGUGCUUAUAGACUACAAGAAGGUUGUAGUGAAUAUGUCACUCUUUUAAAUCUAUUAUGUUCAGUUGCUAAAGCAUUAAAAGGUUAA
Macrosiphum euphorbiae (potato aphid) is the source of this 1080-nucleotide messenger RNA. Lineage: Eukaryota; Metazoa; Arthropoda; Insecta; Hemiptera; Aphididae. The record is from the annotation of a GenBank genome assembly.